UACCCACCCAGAUAUGAUCACCCGAAAUAUCAGUUAUAAAAACCGGAUACUUCUUCUAGCCAGGGGCCACCGAACCGAUUAGAUCGUGGCGCCGACAUAGUACAAGUAGAAGACACUAGACAGUGAAACAGAAAAAGAAAUGGCUAUGAGAUCCGUGCUAGCAAGAGCAACCGCGCUGACUCGCUCGAUGGAGACGACUCGGGGUGCAACUCGCUACUUUAGCGACGGCAAAGGCAAGAUCCUGAGCGAGGAGGAGCGAGCUGCUGAGAACGUUUAUAUCCAGAAAAUGGAGAGGGAGAAGAUGGAGAAACUGAAGAAGAAAGCUGAAAAGGAAAAAGCCCAAAAAGAGAAAGAGAACGCCGAGAACAAAGCCGAGGGGACCCAAUGAGGUUGAACUGGUCAUCUGCACUAGCUAGCUGAUGAACUCUUGGAAUGAAGAAUAAAACUGUACAUGGUUCUAACUCUGAGGCGUGUUUAAGACUGGUUGUUGUAUAGUAUGUUCUUGUCUUCAAUCAUGUACGCAGUCUUUUAUCCAUCAAGAGUGGGUUAUCUGGUGGACUGAAAUCUUAAUAAACUCUCCUGUGUUUUCUGGAUAAAAUCAAGGUUUUUGUUAUUAAGAUUUA
Molecule: messenger RNA, 623 nt
Organism: Humulus lupulus (European hop)
Lineage: Eukaryota; Viridiplantae; Streptophyta; Magnoliopsida; Rosales; Cannabaceae
Exons: 3
Coding region: 140-388 (82 amino acids)
Source: RefSeq, a predicted model, not a curated record